CAGGCGCUCGGCUGGUGAUCGGGCUUCCGGAGUGAAUUUGUGAAGUGUCGCCAUUUGGGUAGCGCGUCUUAUUUUCCUCGUUGUUUUUCACAGUCAUUGUGUCUCUUUCGCAGGUAUAUUUUCAGAUUAUUGCCGUGAAAAAUGUCUCAUACGCGCAAUGAGUGCCGAAUCUACGUGGGUAAUCUGCCACCGGACAUUCGCACAAAGGACAUUCAGGAUCUCUUCCACAAGUUUGGCAAAGUGACAUUUGUCGACCUGAAGAACCGUCGAGGGCCCCCUUUUGCGUUCGUGGAGUUCGAAGAUGCCCGCGACGCCGAUGACGCUGUGAAGGCGCGCGACGGCUACGAUUACGACGGAUACCGUCUGAGGGUGGAGUUCCCACGCGGCGGAGGCCCGGGCAGCUACAGGGGCAACCGCAGCAACGAUCGCAGCCGGGGUACAGACAGCGGCGGCAGCAGAAGCAACCGGCCGCCCACGAAGAGAUCUCAGUUCAGGGUGGUUGUCUCCGGACUGCCGCCUUCCGGCUCCUGGCAGGAUCUCAAGGAUCACAUGCGAGAGGCUGGCGAUGUUUGCUUCGCUGACACGUACAAGGACGGCACUGGCGUGGUGGAGUUCCUGCGCCACGAGGACAUGAAGUAUGCCAUCAAGAAGCUGGACGACUCGAGAUUCCGCUCCCACGAGGGAGAAGUCGCUUACAUUCGCGUCCGGGAGGAUUCUGGUGAAGAGCGUCGAGAUAAUUUCCGCGAUCGCUCUCGCUCGCGCUCCUUCUCGCCGCGUCGUCGCCGAGGGACGCCAACCUAUUCGCCGGUGCGUCGGUCAUUCUCCAGAUCACGUUCAGACUCCAGGUCCAACUACUGACUUCCCCCACAGCCCACGGUCGCCGUCUUAUCUUCAUUUCCAGCGUUCGCAGAAUGAGUUAAAUUGGAAAGCAUAGAGAGUAUGAUAAAAAGAGAGGGAAGUUUAUGGAAAAUGGGAUGAAAAGGAUUAGGAUAAUAUCUGGACUCCAUGAAGGAAGUAUUAUCAAACUUUUAGAUUUACACACAAUUUCUCUCUAAUGUCCUUUUCUUUAAUCUGUUGCAUUUGCAAUUUGCAAACACACAAUUUAAAUUCUCCCUCCGCGAUGAAAAAAUAAUAUAUAUUAUUAAAAAAAAACCACUUUCAACAAGAACCAAUUUUUGCAAAAAUAAGAGAGAGAGAACUGAAGAUUCAUUUCUAUAGAAAUGAGAUGAAAAGUAAAGAGCGAACAAAUGGAAUCUUCAGUUGAGAUUUCUAAGAAAACUAUCGUAAAGAAAGAGAACAUUAAAAAAAGAUUAAAAAUGCUAAUUGAUGAGACAAUGACAAAUUAUACAUGUGCAUUUCUAUCAAUUUUAUCACUAAUGCAUCUUUUCUUUCUUUUUUUCUUUGAUUUACCCUCGGAUAAGAGAUGUAAUUGAAUAUAGAUGUGGAUUUGGGAGGAUUUCGCUGGACAAAGUAUGAAUUGGACUCUGGAAGGAUUUUGCAAUGAAGUAGGAUUUAGGAAUUUAGGAGGAUAAAUACUGGAUUUGGACAAAUGGAUG
Molecule: messenger RNA, 1556 nt
Organism: Phlebotomus argentipes
Lineage: Eukaryota; Metazoa; Arthropoda; Insecta; Diptera; Psychodidae
Gene: SF2
Product: serine/arginine-rich splicing factor 1A
Exons: 5
Coding region: 142-858 (238 amino acids)
Cellular component (GO): ribonucleoprotein complex; cytoplasm; nucleus
Molecular function (GO): mRNA binding
Source: RefSeq, a predicted model, not a curated record